AUGGAUAAGACCAUAGACCUGAGUCAUGCGCUAUCUGCAUCCAUCUGUUUAGGAAACUGCCAAAAUCGGAAUGCAGCCUACGUUCCUUCAUACUCUACAGGCGACAAAGUCGAAGGCGUGAUUUCAAUCGUUUCAGACUGCGAUUUACGUUUCGAUAAUGUGCAGAUUUCUUUUGUAGGGGAGCAAAGCACGAACGUACGCAACCACCCGAAUAAAGCUCACUAUCGAUUCCAAAAUGUCACACAGAGUGUUCAGGAAUCGAGGCUUCCUGAUCCUCGGGUUCUGAAGAGAGGUCGGAAAUAUGACUUCGAUUUCUCGUUCGAGGUCCUCGAUUAUCUACCCGCCUCUUCUUGCAAUCACACAACCACUAGCCCUCUAGUAAAAGCAGCUCAUCUCCAGCCUCCUCCAAGCUUUGGCGAUGCUACUGUAUCAGGGUUCGGUGGUAAACUGCGAGACGACUUUGCACCAGUAUCGUGCAAAAUUAUCUAUUCCAUUCAGGUCAAGAUAAAUAGGAUCAGCUUGGUCUCGUGCAAACAAGAGACCAUAUUCUCUAGGAGAUUCAAGGUCCGAGUCAAGCCAGCACUUGACGAAAGGCCACCUUUAAAUCUGGAUAACUUUGGCGACGAGUACUGCUUACACGCUGAGGAGCCCGUUCGUGACAGCCGUGCAAAGGUCACACUUGGGUCACUGUCCGUAACACUGGAGCAGCCCAAGACGUUUUGGCUACCGUUACGAGACCCUGUUAGCUCGAUCAGUCAGGCUGUUCGGCUAUUUCUUUGCUAUAGACCAGCAGAUAACAACAAUUCAACAUUACCCAAACUGAAAUCCCUGCGAGGACAAAUCACGGGUACUACACUUUUCACCACCAGCUUCCAUAAUGAUCUACCGACCAAGAAAAAGGCUAUUUUCGGUCGACCGCUGAACUUCACAGAGACCGAGUUUCCAUCCUUUACUCUAUGCAUCCCAACACCGCAGUGGACCCGUGACGAGUCAGGGUGUUAUUCUGCAACGUUGCUCGUCCCGGUGACGCUGCCACACGAGAAUUUCAUCAUAACAUUUCAUUCCUGUUUGAUGUCACGGAUGUACACCCUUCACUUCAAACUUGCUGUUCAAGGAACCUCGGCGUUCUCUUUAAGAGCUCCAGUCGACAUUGUUGCGCAACGAGACUCCUCUGUGCUCCCAUCCUACAACGCCUCCGUGGGCUUUAUGUACGGUGCCUUAUAA
This is a messenger RNA of Aspergillus tanneri, 1224 nucleotides long. RefSeq lists its product as uncharacterized. Lineage: Eukaryota; Fungi; Ascomycota; Eurotiomycetes; Eurotiales; Aspergillaceae. The transcript is spliced from 2 exons. The coding region runs from base 1 to 1224 and encodes 407 amino acids. The record is from RefSeq and is a predicted model, not a curated record.